Molecule: messenger RNA, 1719 nt
Organism: Parastagonospora nodorum SN15
Lineage: Eukaryota; Fungi; Ascomycota; Dothideomycetes; Pleosporales; Phaeosphaeriaceae
Exons: 1
Coding region: 1-1719 (572 amino acids)
Source: RefSeq, a predicted model, not a curated record
AUGAGCGACUUAUCUCAGUCGGGUGCGCCGAGCGGGGGUCUGAGCACCACGGCCAUUGCAGCCAUAGCUACGGGGAUCGGUAUCAGUCUCAUCUGCAUCGUCGCGCUGAUCUUCCUGCUGGUGCGAGCUAUACGAAAUCACAAAAAGCUUCUUGCUGAUCUAGAAGAGCGGGGUGUAUCAAUUGCGCAAGCGCGAGGAGAGGUACGGGACUCUGUGACAAGACCACGUUCUGUGUUGAGGCGCAAUACUAUUCAUCCGUACAACAAGAACUCUGGAUGGGGAACAUUGACAUCCGUGGAGACUAUCAAGGCUUCUGAAACUGUUGGUACAUUGGAUCACUAUGUACCUCCAAAGCCGACAGAGGCCAUGAAGAAAGGGAGCCGACUGUCAUGGCCUUUCCAUACAAGACGCGUGUCCGGACACAACAUCCACCUGAAGAAAAUAAAAGGCUCCAGGCUAUCUACUGUACUGGAGGAUCCGAAACCAUCCGCAAAUGUACCUGUCCUGAGAAGUUCGCUCAACGGUUCGAGCAGGCCGCUGUUGCUGACCUCCCAGCCUCAUGGAAGCCGACAUUCAUCGUCUCAAUCUAUGCUUCAACAUCAUUCGGCCUUCCGGAAUUCGACUCAUGAAUUUGAUCCCAGCCAGCAAGGACAUCCAGCCUCUGGGACUUCUUACUUUCGAGCUGGUGCAAACGAUCGUUUGCAACGCGCCAAAUCAUUUGCAGAUGUACCCUCAGAUCCACCUGAGCGGCCACAACUUCGCGCAAGGUCUGCAAGUAUGUCUGGCCAUAUCUCUGGGAUUGCACCAGACGUGAUCCUACCUCCCUUACCACUCGACAUUGUGCGCAUCAAGAAUGAGGCAAGAUGGCAGGGUCAACUCAGACGAAUCCCAUCUAAACAGUCCGACUCUAGCUUUGCAUCAGUUGAUACCUCCAUUCUGAUCAACUAUGCAAGUCCAGUCAUGCCUCCGCCGGCGAAGAGGCGGCCUCAAAAGAUCACCAAGCCACGGACUCGAGGCUCAGGGUCUGCCGGAGCGAGACCAUUCCGUGAUUCAUUAGAUCUCCGAGCGAAAGUACUAGGUCUACGGCACACUCCCAGCACUAGCCCGGCUCGGCCAAAGACAGCUCCAUCUGAGAUGGAAGAGCGUUGGGCUGAGCAUUGGAGCAAGCCGCUGGAAGCAUCAGACAUGCAAAAUAUGGGCAAUUCCAAGAAGGCAAGACCCGUGACUGUCGUCGGACAUUCUUUCACCAGCAUGAAUACAGCAGCAUCUGGAGAUCCCAUGACGCCAAAAAGAAAGUUAAGGUCGCAUGCAUAUUCGGAGGACUCGCCUGAACGACAGAAGCGGAGUACAGGACGAGAAUCGAAUGGAAUUAUCCGAUCACCAAAGAGACAACAUUCGCAAGCAUCUUCGAGAAGCAGUGGCGGCAAUCCAUUUCAAUGGGAUCCUACACCGCUUUCUUCCACUGGGAAACCAUCAGCGCUGAAGGGCAGCCCAAGUGCACGACAAGGUCACCGUCGCAAGAAUAGUGUACGCAUCUCCCUGGUGCCGACCUUUCAUGGACCACCAACGAGAACGCCAAGCCCAUCCUUCAUCAUAGAGAACAAGGAAGACAUCACCGAAGGAGCUACUGUAGACAGAUCUACCGCAGGUCUUGGUCUGGCUAUACCGGGCCCUCGUGCGCUCCCCCACACCUCCGAGCUCUUCAACCUUUGCACCUGA